Arabis nemorensis is the source of this 834-nucleotide messenger RNA. NCBI's taxonomy places the organism in Eukaryota, Viridiplantae, Streptophyta, Magnoliopsida, Brassicales, Brassicaceae. The record is from the annotation of a GenBank genome assembly.
AUGGCGUCUUAUGCAGCUCUCGGAUCUCUCCAUCAGACUUUGGGGUCGUCAGUUAGUAAGGUCCACUCAAUUCCUGGAAACUGGUCUUCCUCUGGUAAUUCUUGUGUGCCACAUUGGAGAUUUAACAAGAAUAGCAAGUACACGCUUGUGUUAUGUGCAAAAGCCUCUAAAUCUUCCACAACAACCAAAAGUGAUGACUCAUCUGAUACUAGUAUGUCAAACGGGAAGAACGCUGUUCGACGGAUAACUUUCCCGAAAGAAGUGGAGGCACUGGUUCACGAGAUGUGUGAUGAGACUGAGGUUGCUGUGCUGAAACUUAAGGUUGGAGAUUUCGAGAUGAACCUAAAACGGAAGAUUGGACAGGCCGCAAAUCCCAUUCCCGUGGCUGACAUAUCGCCAACAAUAGCACCUCCUAUUCCUUCUGAACCCAUGAAUAAAUCUGUUUCUGCUGCUCCUAGCCCAUCUCAAACAAAACCUUCCUCUGAAAAAGUGUCUCCAUUUAUAAAUGCAUCGUAUCGGAAAUCGUCAAAGUUAGCUGCUUUGGAGACAUCUGGGAUUAACAAUUAUGUUCUAGUCACAUCUCCCUCGGUGGGCAAGUUUGAGAGAAGCAGAACUGUAAAAGGAAAGAAACAACCUCCUAGCUGUAAAGAGGGUGAUGAAAUAAAAGAAGGCCAAGUUAUUGGAUACCUUCAUCAGUUAGGAAAAGAACUUCCAGUGACGUCGGAUGUAGCUGGGGAAGUCCUCAAGCUUCUUUCAGAUGAAGGAGAUUCCGUAGGUUAUGGAGAGCCUCUCGUUGCGGUCUUGCCAUCGUUUCAUGAUAUCAACAUUCAGUGA